AUGAGGCUUAUCAUCCGCGAUGACUCGGACACUGCUAGCUCCUAUGUAGCUAAUUACAUCAUGAACAGAAUCCGACACUUCAAUCCCACACCUUCACAUCCCUUCGUACUUGGCCUCCCUACAGGUUCGAGUCCUCUUGGUGUAUACAAGAUAUUAGUCGAGCAGUACAAGGCCGGAAACAUCUCCUUCGAAAAUGUUGUUACCUUCAACAUGGACGAGUACGUCGGUAUUCCUCGAGACCAUCCAGAGAGUUACCACUCAUUCAUGUGGAAACAUUUCUUCUCUCACGUCAACGUGAACCCAAAUAACGUCAACAUCCUCAACGGUAACGCUCCAAAUCUAGAGGCAGAAUGCGUUGAGUAUGAGGCCAAAAUCAAGCGUGUCGGAGGCAUUGACUUGUUCUUGGGCGGAAUCGGAGAAGAUGGACACAUUGCCUUCAACGAACCAGGCUCUAGUUUAGCCUCGAGAACUCGUGUCAAGACACUAGCCUACGAUACUAUUCUUGCUAAUUCCCGUUUCUUUGGCAAUGAUAUCGCCAAGGUCCCUAAGAUGGCCUUAACAGUUGGUGUCCAGACUGUUCUCGAGGCCCGAGAGGUUGUCGUCAUUAUCCUCGGCGCCCGCAAAGCUCUCGCUCUACAAAAAUGCAUCGAGCAAGGUGUCAAUCACAUGUGGACCCUUUCAAGUCUCCAGUUACAUCCUCACCCCAUGAUAGUUUGCGAUGAGGACGCCACAUUAGAAUUACAAGUUAAGACUGUUAAGUAUUUCAAGAGUAUCGAGCAAGUUGCAAGACAACAAGGAUUCGAGCAAAUUCUACCCUCGAGCAUUCGAACAGGGCCGGGACCAGUUCCCAAGACCGUGAUCGAAGAGGUUCAGUCCCCCACCAUUCUAGCACCUCAACCCAUGACCUCUCGUCUCCUGCUUGCAACACCGGCUGCUGAGUACCCCAUCCGAUCAGUGUCUCCGGAUCUUGUACCGGACCGAAUGGCAGAUCGUGUCGGAAUACCCGAUAUUUCGAGAAGAUUAACACCCCAACCCGAGCACCAGCAACGAGUAGCUAGCGUCGGGGCGUAA
Daldinia childiae is the source of this 1071-nucleotide messenger RNA. Its product is annotated as Glucosamine-6-phosphate isomerase 1. The transcript has 4 exons. Lineage: Eukaryota; Fungi; Ascomycota; Sordariomycetes; Xylariales; Hypoxylaceae. Gene Ontology annotation, cellular component: cytoplasm. Gene Ontology annotation, molecular function: identical protein binding; glucosamine-6-phosphate deaminase activity. The record is from RefSeq and is a predicted model, not a curated record. Bases 1 to 1071 code for a protein of 356 amino acids. Gene Ontology annotation, biological process: D-glucosamine catabolic process; N-acetylglucosamine catabolic process; N-acetylneuraminate catabolic process.